GUAACAUAUAAGAGACGUAAUGGAAAAAUCUCAGUCACUUCAAUCUACUCUCAACCCCCGGAUCUCCAGUAAACUCACUGCGCUGAAGCACCGAACACACGCCAGAAGACCGACCGAGGAGUAAUGGAGCAGAUCACCAUGUAGACAGCAUCCGUCGGGAAGCAGGUAAAAUGGGAAACCACAUACGGAGAGCUGUCGGUCUGCAGCCGUGGUGAGCGCAGACGUGCUCAGGACCUCAGCCGGGAUCUCACGGAUGGCUGUCGCGUAACGCAGAGGAGCCUCUUGUCAACUGCGGACAGCGGACAGGAUCUGUUUUCUUCAUCCUCCUCUCUCACCUCCUGUUCUCUCUUGCGUUACUCUUGUUUUUUUUAGACACCUGUUCUCCAGCUGCACCAGGGACUCCUUCACUGCCCCGUGUGGCAUUUUCUCUAUUUUUCCCAUCCGCUUUAAAGAAAAGCUACCAAGCAAUACUCAGUCACCAUGGGUGACAUGACAAAUAGCGAUUUUUACACCAAGAACCAAAGAAAUGACAGCAACCAUGAAGGGGGAUUUGGAUGCUCGCUCAUGGAGCUGCGUUCCCUCAUGGAGCUCAGAGGAACGGAGGCGGUGGUCAGAAUUCAGGAGGACUACGGAAGUACUGAGGGACUGUGCCAGAGGCUGAAAACCUCGCCGACAGAGGGUUUGGAUGGAGUUGCCACAGAUCUAGAUAAAAGAAGAGAAGUCUUCGGGCAAAAUCUUAUACCCCCAAAGAAGCCAAAAACUUUUUUACAGUUAGUGUGGGAAGCAUUACAAGAUGUGACUCUCAUUAUCCUGGAGAUUGCAGCGCUGAUCUCUCUGGGACUGUCCUUUUAUCAGCCUCCUGGAGAGGGCAGCGAGUCCUGUGGGACGGCGAAUGCGGGUGCGGAGGAUGAAGGGGAAGCGGAGGCUGGUUGGAUCGAGGGGGCAGCUAUCUUACUCUCAGUGGUCUGUGUUGUUCUGGUCACAGCCUUCAACGACUGGAGCAAGGAGAAACAGUUCAGGGGUUUACAGAGCCGCAUCGAACAGGAACAGAAAUUCCAGGUGGUGCGAGGAGGGCAGGUCAUCCAACUUCCUGUGGCAGAUAUUUUGGUUGGCGAUAUUGCACAAAUCAAGUAUGGUGACCUGCUUCCAGCUGAUGGGAUCUUGAUACAAGGCAAUGAUCUGAAGAUUGAUGAGAGUUCUCUGACAGGGGAAUCUGACCAUGUGCGCAAAGCUGCAGAUAAAGACCCCAUGCUUCUCUCUGGCACCCAUGUGAUGGAGGGCUCGGGUCGAAUGCUGGUCACGGCUGUUGGAGUGAACUCUCAGACUGGGAUCAUCUUCACUUUGCUCGGUGCUGGAGGAGAGGAGGAAGAGAAAAAAGAGAAGAAAGGUCAGGCUCUGGAGGAUGGCCAUCAGCUGGCAGACUGCUCCCAUCCCUCCUCACACCCCAUCGCAACUAUAGCUACCGAUGGUGCCGCAAGUGCAAAUGCCUCUGGUAAUACCAGCCUAGUCAAUGGUAAAAUGCAGGAUGGAAAUAUGGAGAACAACCAGACCAAAGUGAAGAAGCAGGACGGUGCUGCAGCAAUGGAGAUGCAGCCCUUGAAGAGCGCAGAGGGUGGAGAGGCCGAUGACAAAGAGAAGAAGAAAGCCAGUGUCUCCAAGAAAGAGAAAUCUGUUCUGCAGGGAAAACUGACCAAGCUGGCCGUGCAGAUCGGCAAAGCUGGUCUGGUGAUGUCUGCCAUUACAGUCAUCAUCCUGGUGCUUUACUUUGCAAUCGAUAACUUUGUGGUUCUGAAGAGGCCAUGGCUGCCGGAGUGUUCACCGAUCUACAUUCAGUAUUUUGUCAAAUUCUUCAUCAUUGGUGUUACAGUGCUGGUGGUGGCCGUUCCUGAAGGCCUUCCGCUGGCUGUCACCAUCUCUCUGGCCUACUCAGUGAAGAAAAUGAUGAAGGAUAACAAUUUGGUACGCCAUCUGGAUGCUUGUGAGACCAUGGGCAAUGCCACAGCUAUCUGCUCAGACAAGACUGGCACACUGACUACAAACCGGAUGACAGCAGUGCAGUGCUAUGUGGGCGAUGUCCAUUACAAGGUGAUACCAGACCCCAGCUCCAUCCCACCCAAAACUCUGGAUAUACUGGUCAACGCUAUAUCCCUCAACAGCGCCUACACUACUAAAAUACUGCCUCCAGAUAAGGAAGGAGGUCUUCCCAAACAAGUGGGCAACAAAACCGAGUGUGGCCUGCUUGGUCUGGUCCUGGACCUGAAACGAGACUACCAGACCAUCCGGAACCAGAUCCCAGAGGAGAAACUCUACAAGGUGUACACCUUCAACUCCGUGCGGAAGUCCAUGAGCACCGUCAUCAAGCAUCCAGACGGCAGCUUCAGAAUGUACAGCAAAGGAGCGUCUGAAAUCGUCCUUAAAAAGUGUACCCGUAUUCUGAAUGAGACGGGGGAAGAGCGCGUCUUCAGACCAAGGGACAGAGACGAGAUGGUGAAGAAAGUAAUCGAACCCAUGGCCUGCAACGGGCUCAGAACCAUCUGCGUGGCCUACCGUGACUUUCCUGCAGACCCGGAGCCCAACUGGGACGACGAGAACAACAUUUUGACUGAGCUGACCGCAAUAUGUGUUGUUGGAAUUGAGGAUCCUGUCAGACCCGAGGUGCCCGACGCCAUCAAGAAAUGCCAGCGUGCUGGAAUCACUGUUCGUAUGGUGACCGGAGACAACAUCAACACGGCACGAGCCAUCGCUAUCAAAUGUGGCAUCAUCCACCCUGGAGAAGACUUCCUGUGCAUCGACGGGAAGGAGUUCAACAGGAGGAUCAGGAAUGAGAAGGGAGAGGUUGAGCAGGAGCGCAUUGAUAAAGUGUGGCCUAAACUGCGAGUGCUUGCCAGAUCCUCACCGACGGACAAACACACGCUGGUCAAAGGUAUUAUUGACAGCACUAUGGGGGACCAGCGGCAGGUGGUUGCUGUAACUGGUGAUGGGACCAACGACGGACCGGCCCUCAAGAAGGCAGAUGUGGGCUUUGCCAUGGGAAUCGCAGGGACAGAUGUGGCCAAAGAGGCGUCUGACAUCAUCCUGACGGAUGAUAACUUCUCCAGCAUCGUGAAGGCCGUGAUGUGGGGACGCAACGUCUACGACAGCAUCUCGAAGUUCCUUCAGUUCCAGCUGACCGUUAACGUGGUGGCUGUGAUCGUUGCCUUUACUGGAGCCUGUAUCACACAGGAUUCUCCUCUGAAAGCUGUGCAGAUGUUGUGGGUAAACCUGAUCAUGGACACGUUUGCAUCUCUGGCUCUGGCCACCGAACCUCCCACUGAGUCCCUGUUGAUGAGGAAACCCUAUGGCCGAAACAAACCCCUGAUCUCCAGCACCAUGACUAAGAACAUCCUGGGCCAUGGCGUCUACCAACUCAUCAUCAUCUUCACACUGCUGUUUGUGGGCGAGCAGAUCUUUGACAUCGACAGUGGCAGGCACGCACCGCUGCAUUCUCCUCCAUCUGAGCACUACACCAUCAUCUUCAACACCUUCGUCAUGAUGCAGCUCUUCAACGAGAUCAACGCACGCAAGAUCCAUGGAGAGAGGAAUGUGUUUGAUGGCAUUUUCAGAAAUCCUAUCUUCUGCUCCAUUGUUCUGGGCACUUUCGCCAUUCAGAUCGUGAUUGUUCAGUUUGGAGGAAAACCGUUCAGUUGUUCUCCUCUGGACCUGGAUAAGUGGAUGUGGUGUGUGUUCCUGGGGUUGGGAGAACUGGUCUGGGGACAGGUUAUCUCAACAAUCCCAAACAGCAAGCUGAGGUUCCUCAGAGGAGCUGGUCAGCUGUCGAAGAAGGAUGAAAUGCCCGAGGAGGAGAUGAACGAGGACCAGGAGGAGAUCGAUCACGCUGAGAGAGAGUUGCGGCGAGGGCAGAUCCUCUGGUUCAGAGGCCUCAACAGAAUCCAGACUCAGAUCGAGGUAGUGAACACGUUCAAGAGCGGGACUUCCUUUCAGGGGGCUCUGAGACGCCAGUCCUCCACCACCAGUCAAAAUCAGGAUAUACGUGUUGUGAACGCAUUUCGUAGCUCCCUCUACGAAGGCUUGGAAAAACCUGAAUCCAGAACCUCCAUCCACAAUUUCAUGACUCAUCCAGAGUUUAGAAUAGAGGACUCCACACCUCACAUUCCUCUCAUUGACGACACCGACAUUGAUGACGAGGCAGCCAGGAAGAACUCCAGUCAGCCCUCAUCUCCCAACAAGAACAACAACGCCAUCGACAGCGGCAUAAACCUGACGACUGACACGAGUAAAUCUGCAGCUUCCUCCAGUCCCGGGAGCCCGCUUCAUAGUCUGGAAACAUCACUUUAGCCACCUCAUGUGGGAGACCGCUCAAAAAUCAUCUUGGACUCUACAUUUAAAAGCGCUCCGGAGUGCACACGAACGUGGAUCGUGUACUGUUGACUGUAUGUGUGGUAGCGCCACAUUCUUUUAUCGAACGCAUGAAUGACGACUGACUCGGACGAUCGCGGAGCGUCUCGAGAAACAAUACAAGAGCGCAAGCGCAACGCUCCCACAUCCUGAGGAAACAACAGACUAUUAUGAGUAAUUUAAAUCGAUUUCAGCUAUUAUCGUUGCUCCUGCAUGAAUGUACAUUAGCCAGGUUUUUAUUUGGAAACCUUAAUUUUAUUUAAACGGUUUUGAUUUGAUUUGAUGGGAUGUGCGGUGGACUGCUAUUUUAAGACAGCUUCUCUGAUUCACUGAUCUGUGAGUAUUGUGUGUGGCAUGUAUCUAAUUGUAUAGAUUUAUUUGGUUAUUGAUUAAGGUGUAUCCAGGUUGCAGGACUCCGAACUUGCACAAUAGAUUUGCACCUGUUGGAAAAAGAGAUCCCAUGGAAAUUUAUUAAGCGUACAUAUAUAUUUAUAGACAUAUUAUAAAUAUAUAUUUACAGAGUUUAACUUUAUUUGUUGGCAUGUUGCCUUGUUCUGCUUCAAUAACUACUUUAACUUAUUUAUGUCCUAAAGAGAAUGUAAUUUGUUUACAAACCUGUAGAUAUGUCCUGGUUUCUUUGUAGGGUUUAAAACUUCUUUGUAGGGUUCAAAACCACACAGCAGACAUAGUUGGAACAGCUCACGUUGUUCAGUACUCCUGUAAUAUUCGACUUUAGAUGUAUUAUUUCCAAUUGUGUGCUGGACUUGACUGCUAUUUUGUCAAAUAAUGUAGAUAUUUUUAGAAGAUAACAAAAGAAACCGUAAUAUAGUGGGAUAUAUCAUUCACGUGGCAUCGAAGUAUUAAACAAGUGUCGGGAUCAAUUGCUCUGAGCCCCCCGAAAAUAUACAAUCGGUUUGGCUAGCUUCGAAGGUUUUGGCGAUGAACUUGUGGUCUGCCUCAAAUGUGAGCAGAUAUAUCAGGUUGAAUUUAAAUAUCUUCUUUAGAAGUACAUACUAUUUAAAAUAAAAUAGUUUCAGUUCUGUGUGACCAUAAGAAGCUGCGAUGGGUUUUAUGUUGGAAACAUGUAAACUAAGUUAUAUUUGGCAUCUCUGUAUGGAAAUCAAAAUUGUGUUCAAAUAUUGUGAUUUAUUGUGUUGAUUCUUCUUUUUGACAUUUAAUUUGUAUAUUUCUUUUGGUUAAAGGAAAUGGACCCAGCUGCUGAGCUGACGACACUUUGAACAACUGAAUUAUGUCAUGUAACGAUACAAAAAUAAGGAAUGUUGCUUUUGCCUCUUUUCUUAAAAAAAAAAGAAAAAAAAAGAAAAACCCAAACCAACAACAACAACAAAAAAUAUAUCUAUAUAUCUAUAUAUAAAUUUAUAAUCCUUUUCUGCACUAUCAGGAUAUGAAUGAAUUUCUGUGGUGUAAAUUUAGAUGUGCUUCUGUGUUCAAAUCAAGCUUGUCUUCCUGCAGUCAGUAAAUAUACUCUAGCAUCUCAACAGUAUUCACUAGUCGAUAACUAUUUAUUGUACUCUAGAAGCGAAAGGACAAAUGGGGGUCUGUUGGAAGGCACACUUAUGAAGUCACCCAUGUUAUUCAUUGAUAUUCUUUGGAAUUUGAAAGGCAUGAUGUCAUACACUUAAUAUGCAACUCAUUUUUCUCCAUAUCUUAAAUUGAAAAGUUGUUGACAAUUUUACUAAUCGAGAUAAGGUGCACAAGCUUUAACUGUUAGCUCAGGCAUACUCAACUAGAGAAAUAUAGAUGAAAAA
Molecule: messenger RNA, 6164 nt
Organism: Carassius carassius (crucian carp)
Lineage: Eukaryota; Metazoa; Chordata; Actinopteri; Cypriniformes; Cyprinidae
Gene: atp2b2
Product: ATPase plasma membrane Ca2+ transporting 2
Exons: 24
Coding region: 481-4335 (1284 amino acids)
Biological process (GO): calcium ion transmembrane transport; regulation of cytosolic calcium ion concentration
Cellular component (GO): postsynaptic density membrane; intracellular membrane-bounded organelle
Molecular function (GO): P-type calcium transporter activity; ATP hydrolysis activity; PDZ domain binding
Source: RefSeq, a predicted model, not a curated record